AUGAAUAAUGUCGAAACUAGAGAAAGGUUUUUGGAUUGUAAUAUAUCAUUUGUUAUUUAGAAUUUGUAGUUUUCUUUCUUGAUUGUGAGAAGAAUUAAAUUAAAUAUUUGAUAUCAUAAGAUAUAGAAAAGCACUAAUCAAAGAAUAAUGUCUGUCAUUUCACCAUAAGAGUAUUACCUCUAAAAUAUGAUUCUUAAACAAAUUUUGAAUUAACACCUGUUGUCAAAUUUGACUAUGAUAAUAUAUUUUCAUAAGAGUAGUUAUACAACUGGUAAGUAGAUAAAGAAACUAUAGCAGUAUUUGGAUAGGAUUAUGAUUAUGAUUAGUGUAAAUCUGAAAUUCUUCUUAUUAAACCUCAUUUAAUGGAUUAGGCAUUCUAUAUCAUUCAUACUUAAUUUUAAUGUUCAUACACAACAAUAAAUGUAACAAAUUGGAUUAACCCUAACUAAAUUGCUAUUUGGGUAAAUUGUAAUGAUGGGUCAACAAGACCAAGCAUUUUUGUUUUGAUUUAAGUAAAUAUUAUAAUGGAUAAAACUGGUUACCUGAACCUUAAUUUAUAGCAACUUUGGUAAUCAUUUAAACUUAAAAAUCACUAGGUUAGAGAUUAAUAUAUUGCUAAUGAACCAUCAGUUUUCAUGGAUAUUUAUCAAUUUCAUUUAGGAUCUACUUAAGUAAUUCAAAUGAGACAAUUGAAUAUUAAUCCAAAAUAUCUGUCAUCAAUUAUAACAAUAUUUAAGAACCAUAAAUUAUUCAGGAAUUUAACAGUGAUCAAUUUUGGAUUACAACUGAUGUUGAUCAUUCUUACAUUCUUCUUAGAAAUGAUUAAUCAAUGUAUGCAAUAAUUUUAGUAUUCUUAGUACUCAAGAUUAAACACUCACAUUUUAAAUUAUAAUCCCUUUUGAUGAAGGAUUAUUAUUGUUAAAAAUUAUUGAAGAAGCAAAAAUAAUUGAAAAAUAUGAUAUUCAUAUAGUUGAGUAACUAUUUGAAUUCUAUUAUUGA
Paramecium primaurelia is the source of this 999-nucleotide messenger RNA. Lineage: Eukaryota; Ciliophora; Oligohymenophorea; Peniculida; Parameciidae. The record is from the annotation of a GenBank genome assembly.